GUGCACGAACGGGGCCAGGCCCAAGAAUUUAAAAUUCCAGCGGCGAUGGCAUGCGCGUCCAGUCCCUGAAGCUAUUAAUUGGAGUAGAAGCCGUUUGUUGCGUCAGUUCCUCCACUCGAACCGGCUCUAUGUCUUAUCCUCCACCAAGUUAUUAAUAUGUUAUUUUUCCAUUAUCCUGCACUGACGCAAGUCCUAACCCCGUCGGCAUGAAACGUUCUGACGUCACAUUGCCUAUAAGAACGAUAUCCUCUGAUCAUGAGUCCCCUCAGCCUCUGCCCUCUCUUUGACGGUCUACUUCAUAAGCUCUGAGUUUUACAACAAGACCACGAUCGAGUAGCACUUUCAAUGUCCAUCCUCACACGAAAGAUCAAGGACGUCGAGAUUUCAGCCAUUGGAUAUGGCACCAUGGGUAUAGGUGGCAUGGCCUAUGGUGAGGCCGCUGACGAUGAGGAGCGUUUCAAGGUUCUCGAUCGCCUUUAUGAAAUUGGUUGCAGGAAUUGGGACACUGCCGACAUCUAUGGAGACGCAGAAGACCUGAUCGGAAAGUGGUUUAAACGCACGGGAAAACGGAAUGAUAUCUUUCUUGCUACCAAGUUUUCAUUCUUCAAGGAUAAAGAUUCACAAUUGACUCUUCGUGGGGACCCUGAGUAUGUCAAACAAGCAGCUGCAGCUUCCUUGAAGCGUCUCCAAACGGAUCACAUUGAUCUUCUUUACCAGCACCGACCCGAUCCCAAGACGCCUAUCGAGUUAACCGUGGGCGCGAUGGCGGAACUCGUCGCUGAGGGCAAGGUGAAGUGGCUUGGUCUGUCCGAGGCAUCUCCGAAGACUAUCAGGCGCGCAUACAAGGUUCACCCUAUUGCUGCAAUCCAAGUCGAGUACUCACCUUUCGCUCUCGAACCCGAACAACCUGGAGGCAUCAUCGAUACUGCUAGGGAACUUGGAAUUGCGAUUGUCGCAUAUUCUCCUACCGGCCGAGGCCUCAUCACCGGGCGUUACAAAUCUCCGGAUGACUUCCCUCCAGAGGAUUUCCGUCGACACAUCCCUCGUUACAGCCGAGAAAACUUUCGACACGUCCUAGCCCUUGUUGAAGUCUUCAAACGUAUCACAGAAUCUCGCCCUGGAACGACUCCGGCCCAAAUCAGUAUCGCUUGGUUACUUGCACAGGGCAACGACAUCAUUCCGAUCCCCGGAAGUAAACAAUUGAACUAUGUCGAGGAGAAUUGGGAUUCUAUUCAUAUAAAGCUUAGCGAGGCGGAGUUGAAGGAGUUGAGGGAUAGUAUCAAGAAUGUUGAAGCGCAUUUGGGUCCGGAGGCGAGGUAUCCCGAAGGGCUCAUAUCUCAGCUCUAUGCUGAUACUCCCGAAUUGAAGGAGUGAAGGUCUGCUCCAGUGAAUGCCUUUCUGCGGUGGCCGAUGACCUGUUUUUUGCUUAUUAUAGCGAAGGGGUGUCCAAAGAGCUCAUGACGAAUGGCUUUUCCACAAAUUAUGCCUGCACAGAUGUUUUUUCAAAGUUGCUUCUCGGAUAAAUUUUGUAACAAUGUUCCCGGUCACAAGUCAUCAUUUGCGCG
This is a messenger RNA of Cantharellus anzutake, 1565 nucleotides long. Its product is annotated as Aldo/keto reductase. The record is from RefSeq and is a predicted model, not a curated record. NCBI's taxonomy places the organism in Eukaryota, Fungi, Basidiomycota, Agaricomycetes, Cantharellales, Hydnaceae. Gene Ontology annotation, cellular component: cytoplasm. The transcript is spliced from 10 exons. The coding region runs from base 346 to 1374 and encodes 342 amino acids.